Molecule: messenger RNA, 528 nt
Organism: Musca vetustissima
Lineage: Eukaryota; Metazoa; Arthropoda; Insecta; Diptera; Muscidae
Product: translocator protein
Exons: 2
Coding region: 1-528 (175 amino acids)
Cellular component (GO): mitochondrial outer membrane
Source: RefSeq, a predicted model, not a curated record
AUGAGCAGUGAAUAUUGGAAAGUAGCCGGUGCCGUCAUCCUACCCAAUGUGGGAGGUAUUAUGGGUGGUUUUAUUACCCGCAAAAAUCUCGAUCCAUGGUAUAAGAAAUUAAAUUUCCCCUCCUAUCGUCCACCAAAUUGGUUAUUUGCUCCAAUGUGGACUUCGAUCUAUUCAUCGAUGGGCUAUGCCUCGUAUUUGGUGUGGAGAGAUUGUGGCGGUACGUUUACAGGUGAUGCCAAAUGGCCAUUGAUCACAUAUGGUACACAAUUGGCAUUAAAUUGGGCAUGGACUCCAAUCUUCUUUGGCAAUCACAAUAUUAAAGGGGGUCUAAUAGACAUUGCAGCUCUAACAACAACAGCCACUCUAUGUGGUGUGCUUUUUUAUCGUGUCAACAAAAUUGCCGGUUUAUUGUUUAUACCCUACAUUGCUUGGCUUAGCUUUGCCACAAUGCUUAACUAUUCCGUAUAUAAAUUAAAUCCCGAAGAUAAACAAGCAACAAAAGCUGUAGAAGACACCAAAAAAGAAUAA